Messenger RNA from Anopheles stephensi (Asian malaria mosquito), 2395 nucleotides. RefSeq names its product U1 small nuclear ribonucleoprotein 70 kDa (gene snRNP-U1-70K). Gene Ontology annotation, cellular component: U2-type prespliceosome; precatalytic spliceosome; U1 snRNP. Bases 197 to 1477 code for a protein of 426 amino acids. The transcript has 6 exons. Lineage: Eukaryota; Metazoa; Arthropoda; Insecta; Diptera; Culicidae. Gene Ontology annotation, biological process: mRNA splicing, via spliceosome. Gene Ontology annotation, molecular function: U1 snRNA binding; mRNA binding. The record is from RefSeq and is a predicted model, not a curated record.
AGCGUUUUCUUCUUCUCUACGCGUUCUCAAACAAUGCAGCACAGCCCGUCGUAAAUGCUGGUGCUGCUGCUGCUGAAGGAAAAAACUUAAUUUACCACUGCGGAGUACGUUUUCAAUGUUUAAAACGUGCCCACUUUGCGAGUGAACAGUUUCGUGCAUUGGUUGGUGAUAAAGGCGAGUCAAAACACGGACCACAAUGACGCAGUAUUUACCUCCGAACCUGCUUGCUCUGUUCGCACCCCGCGACCCCAUUCCGUACCUUCCUCCACCGGACAAGCUGCCCCAUGAAAAGAAAUCACAGGGCUACAUGGGAGUGGGAAGUUUCCUGGACUGUUUUGAGGAUCCAAAGGAUACGCCACCACCGACGCGCGUUGAAACGCGAGAAGAGCGACUGGAACGGCGUCGAAGGGAACGCGCCGAACAGGUAGCGUACAAGCUCGAAAGAGAAAUAGCUACAUGGGAUCCGAACCAGCUGCUGGAAGCGACAGAGGAUCCGUUCAAAACAUUGUUUGUCGCUCGGAUUAACUAUGACACCUCGGAAUCGAAGCUUCGCCGAGAGUUUGAAAUAUACGGUAAUAUAAAGAAGAUUAUCAUGAUCAACGACAAUGAAACGGGCAAACCGCGCGGAUACGCGUUUAUUGAGUAUGAACAUGAACGAGACAUGCACGCGGCCUACAAGCACGCGGACGGUAAGAAAAUAGACGGUAAGCGUGUGCUGGUCGAUGUGGAGCGGGCACGUACAGUGAAGGGAUGGCUUCCGCGUCGGUUGGGUGGUGGAUUGGGUGGUACGCGCCGCGGUGGACCGGACGUUAACAUCAAGCACUCCGGCCGGGAGGACAACGAGCGCGAACGGGAACGGUACCGGCUCGAGCGCGAACGAGAGGAUCGCGAUCGUCGGGAACGAGAUCGUCCCGAGAAUCGGUUCGACCGCCGAAGGUCUCGUUCUCGUGAUCGUGAUCGGCGCCAUCGUAGCCGGUCUAAGGAUCGGAGCCGGCGAAGGCGUAGCCGGGAGCGUGAUGUGGAGGAGCGUGGUGAACGGUGGGAAAAGGAUCGGGAGCGGGAUCGUGAUCGCAGCCGGGAUCGGGAUAAGGAGCGUAAGCGCAAGCGUAGCCGUUCGCGUGAUCGCGAUCGGGCCGAGAAAAGCCGACACAAGCGUGGUGAUCGCGAUCGUGGCGAUCGGGACCGGGCGGAUCGGGGCGGUGGUUCUGGCAAUGGGGGAGCGGAACGCAAGGAGCGUAAGCCGGACUUCCGUGAGGGAGAAAUUAAAAUCAAGGAGGAACCGAUCGAUGAUUAUCCGGAUUACAGUGCCCAGUACUCCCAGUACCAGUCGCAGGUUAAGUAUGAAGAUGGCGAAGAAGAGAAGUAUCGGCCGCACGAGCACGAACCGCCCCAUCUACGGGCAGAUAACGGACGCGGCUAUGUUACUGGUAAUGGUGACGAUGACGACGGCGACUAUGAUGAUGGCCAAGGUUAUUAGACGAAGGUAAUGGUAGAAACAGACCAGCGGACACACACACACACACAUACAGCGACCCGUCUUAACAAACGAACGCCUUUUCGAGUGCAUCUUCCAUUUGCGAGGGUAGUAUGCAAGUGAAUUGCUGGAUAGUUUUUGUUUUUGUAGGUUAAAUAUGCUUAGACCAUAAUCAUAAUUCUUUCCCAAUUCGUCGUUCGUGAAGGUUUUAAGCACCUCAUUGGUGCCAACACAUUGUGCUGUUUGGAGUUUUUGCAUUAAUUUUGAUUCAUUAGCACAGCCGGGCUUUGGUAAUCGCAAUCGGAGGUUUUGAUUUCAGCUGCUAUCGCCGAGCAAUAAUUUCAUUAAAUUCAAAAAUAUUCAAAAAAUAAGAAUAAAACCCUAAAUUGGUCCAAAUUAAUGCAAGGACAUCCGUAGUGUAACGUACACGAUAUCCCUUUGCAUCCCUCUUAAGAAAGCACACUUGUCGUGGGAUAAAUUCUAUGCGCAAUGCUAUUGCAUGCUCGAGGUAAGGUAAACGCGCUAUCGUCGGGUUUUGCAUCGUUCUGGAGAAAGAUAAGGAAGAUUCUAAAAUAAGGGUUUGCGUGUAAGUUGGUUGGUGCAUCCAAAGUGCAUUUAAAGGGUAAGGUAACUUGAGCCCUUGGGCUCACCACGUAGAGAACACGGUCAAACAACCAUCCUGGAUGGCACUGCGCAACCAUUGGAAGCACAGCGUAACUUUUCAGUCAAACAAUGUUUACUGUACGUACACAAUUAUGCUCCACAAUACUACUCUUCACGAUCAACGACCGAACGUACACUUUCCAUAAAUACAUCAGCGCGGAAUGAUACUUCCACUCGUACUUCACGAAUUUUCUGUAGCACCGUGUUUGCAUAGGUAAUCGAAGCUAGACGUUAAUAAAGCAUCUUUUUAAAUGGCAA